UGGGAUGUGGGAAGCAGGUCCUCACCAGCCCAAUGGCCAGGCUGCGGCGUUCCUGCCAUCAAACCGGCGCUGAACUUCAACCAGCGGAUUGUCAAUGGAGAGAACGCAGUGCCAGGCUCCUGGCCCUGGCAGGUGUCCCUGCAGGACAGCAACGGCUUCCACUUCUGCGGUGGUUCCCUCAUCAGCCAGUCCUGGGUGGUCACCGCUGCCCACUGCAAUGUCGUGUGAGUGCUUCCCCUCUACCUGCCUUGCCCCAGCCCCCACCUCCCACUUCCUUGCCCUGGAGGCCUCUCUCUUGUCACUCUGCCCUCCCUGUGGCUGCCCAACCCCACUCUCACUGCAGCCCUGGCCGUCACUUUGUCAUCCUGGGAGAGUAUGACCUAUCAUCCAGCACUGAGCCUUUGCAGGUUCUGUCCAUCUCUCAGGCCAUCACGCACCCUUCCUGGAACCCUACUACCAUGAACAAUGAUCUGACUCUACUGAAGCUCGCCUCCCCAGCCCAGUACACAACACGCAUCUCACCAGUUUGCCUGGCUUCCUCAAAUGAGGCGCUGCCCGAAGGCCUCACAUGUGUCACCACCGGCUGGGGCCGCCUCAGUGGCGUGGGCAAUGUGACUCCAGCACGCCUGCAGCAAGCGGUUCUGCCCUUGGUCACCGUGAGUCAGUGCCAGCAGUACUGGGGCUCCCGCAUCACUAACUCCAUGAUCUGUGCAGGGGCCUCAGGAGCCUCCUCAUGCCAGGGUGACUCUGGAGGCCCGCUUGUCUGCCAGAAGGGAAACACGUGGGUGCUUAUUGGUAUCGUCUCCUGGGGCACCAGUAACUGCAACGUGUAUGCGCCUGCUGUGUACACUCGGGUUAGCAAGUUCAACACCUGGAUCAAUCAGGUCAUAGCCUACAACUGAGCCUGCCACAGGCCCUCUCCCCAUCUCAGUCCAAUAAAGACCCCAGGCCCUGUCCUCUUGUAUAUUCCUGUCUGUCCUCCUGGAUCAGGGAAAAGGAGAGGCUUUUGGGGGUCCCACUCCCUACAUGGACUUUGUCUUCUGGCCCGGCAGUUACUGAGGGAGUCAGGAUCCUCCUGGACUAGCCAUGUCCAGGCUAGGCCCCGCUCCCGCCUCCUCCUGGGCAACCCCUUGGCCCAGAGCAAGGAGACUGGGCUAUCAAAAUGAAUGGGCAGCCUUCCUGGGGGAAGGCAGCCUGUUUAUUGAGUACAGAGGAUACAUUACAAACUGAGUACACGAAAUAAAUAACUGCACAUUCUCCAUCCACAGUCCAUGGUGUAAAGGCCCAAGUCUCCAAACUUCCACUUCCUACCCUCAGGACCAGGCCCAUCCUGGCCAAGAGAGGAAAUAAAUCCCCAAGGCUUCAGGCCCCCAGAGGCACUUGGGAAAGUGGUAGGAAUUCUGAGGCCAUAGGGAUUGGGCUUUCCACUGCCUUGUGCUAGGAGCACUGGGGACAGAAGAAGAGGGUGCACAAAGCAUGGAUUAUGUGGCCCAGAGUGGUCUCUUUGGGCUUGGUUUCCCACUGGAGGUGGCACAUGCAAAAAGAAGACAGCCCAGCCCAAGGGUACUGGGAAGAACUGAG
This is a messenger RNA of Sus scrofa (pig), 1581 nucleotides long. RefSeq names its product chymotrypsin like (gene CTRL). Lineage: Eukaryota; Metazoa; Chordata; Mammalia; Artiodactyla; Suidae. Gene Ontology annotation, molecular function: serine-type endopeptidase activity. Gene Ontology annotation, biological process: proteolysis. The record is from RefSeq and is a predicted model, not a curated record.